AUGCCGUCGCUCGACACGUCCAUGGCCUGCAUCGACGAUGGCGACGGACACAGCUGGAACAACCACCCUGACCUCACAUAUAAUACAGAGAGUGAUAACAGGACCCAAGAGGGCCCAGGGACCAACCCAACACUUUCUCGGGAGGAAGGCAAAGAGAACCUGACAGGGCAGCUGAUGAAACUGAGCAACCGGGCCCUGGCAGCCAUACAAGAGCUUGAAUGCGCAGUCAUUACUACCUCCUUAACAGUAAACCCCCCUGCAGUGAAUGAAGUGUUUGAGGCUGUGAAUGCUUUAGUGCGCAUCAUCAACAGCAUCCCUCUGGCGGACAGCACAUAUGGCUCCUCACGGCCUUUGUCCCGGGGUGAGAACGAGCGACCGCUGCCUACCGAAUACAACCCAUUUUUCUGGCUCUCGCCUCUUACCAGCACGUUCUCGCUCUCUUCCACGCAGUUUGUGACUUUAUUAAGAGGUCCUUGGGGUCCGUAG
Molecule: messenger RNA, 486 nt
Organism: Aspergillus fischeri NRRL 181
Lineage: Eukaryota; Fungi; Ascomycota; Eurotiomycetes; Eurotiales; Aspergillaceae
Exons: 1
Coding region: 1-486 (161 amino acids)
Source: RefSeq, a predicted model, not a curated record